Gekko japonicus is the source of this 1675-nucleotide messenger RNA. RefSeq names its product acyl-CoA binding domain containing 6 (gene ACBD6). The record is from RefSeq and is a predicted model, not a curated record. Gene Ontology annotation, molecular function: fatty-acyl-CoA binding; protein binding. The coding region runs from base 1 to 765 and encodes 254 amino acids. NCBI's taxonomy places the organism in Eukaryota, Metazoa, Chordata, Lepidosauria, Squamata, Gekkonidae. The transcript has 9 exons.
AUGCCAGCCAUCCGCGUGGGGCUGGGGGCGGGGCUCCGCCUGGCCGAGCAGUUCGAGCGGGCGGCGCAGCGGGUGCCGGCCUUGGCCGCGGUGGCCCCCAAGGAGCCGCUUCUCUACCUGUACGCCCGCUACAAGCAGGUAAAAUGCGGUAGCUGCAACACCCCUAAACCUGGAUUUUUUGACUUUGAAGGAAAACAGAAAUGGGAAGCUUGGAAAGCACUGGGUGAUACAAGUCCUGAGCAGGCGAUGCGAGAGUAUAUUGCCACAGUGAAGAAACUGGACCCCACUUGGAAUCCACAGGUAGUAGAAAAGAAAGGGAAAGAAGGAAAAGCCAGCUUUGGAGGCCCAGUUGUCAGCUCACUCUAUCAGGAAGAAACCAUCAGGGAGGAAGAUAAGAACAUAUUUGACUACUGCAGAGAGAACAACAUUGAACAUGUAACCAAAGCCAUCCGAUCAAAGAAAGUGGAUGUGAAUACAAAAGAUGAGAAGGGCAGAGCUCUACUCCACUGGGCAAGUGACCGAGGACACAAGGAGCUGGUCUCCGUACUGCUUCAACAUACAGCUGACGUUAACAGCCAGGAUGAUGAAGGCCAAACGGCAUUGCAUUAUGCCUCAACCUGUGAGUUCUCUGACAUCGUGGAGCUGCUGCUGAAGUCUGGAGCUGACCCUACCAUUCGGGACACGGAGGGCUACCUCCCUGAGGAGGUGACGGACUGUAGAGCGAUCACCUUCAUGCUUCAGAAGCACUCCGCUAGGAAGGCUUAGCCCGAAAGGCCAAGGAAGCACACGUGGGCCCAGCCCAGGACUCUUAAAGCGGACACACGUUGCAAUAAGCCCCGCCCUUCUUCCAAACCACCUUCUUUGGUAUGCAUGAUGUAUGGAGAUGGGGACCUUGUAUAUUAUUCUGGGAGGAGGGAAAGGGGCAAUGGAACACAUGUGACACAGGCCCGUGUACCUUGUGGCCUACCAGGUCGAAUGCAGCUUUUCAGCCAUAUAUUAUAUCCUGCCUUGUGCUUGAGGAACACCUCCCCCCCCAAUUCCAGGGAUGCAGCAGAAACAGAAGGUUUUCUUUUUUUUCCUUUGAGCUUCUAGUGGCUCCCUCGGCACGCCUGGCAGACUGCAUUCAGUCAAACGGACCACAAGUUUUUAUAGGCCUGGUGCUACAUAAGACCCGUAUUGCACGUUGUGGCGUUUCGAUCAUGAUUCUGGAAGCUGAGGGGGAGGAGCAGCCACAUCGAGACUGCAGUCUGUGUGCCUACUCAGGAGCAAGCCCCACAGAGUUUGCUUUUCCAAGUAAAUGUGCUUUUUUUGGUAUAACACAAGUUACCUAGCGGGAAGGGAAAAUGUAGCUGUUGGCAGGGAGGGGGUGGAUAAAGUGGGCAGCAGGGUAUUGUUCAGCCGAUGUACAAAUGACCUCUUCCUCCAACAAAAAUCAGUAAGCAGUAGAAGAAAGGACUCUGACACUCUCAUCACCUCCCCUCACUUGUGAAAUGGAAUUAUGGGUGUUUUUCUAAGAUGUGAAGGUGACAAGCUCUUCUCUUGCCACUGGAGGGUGGGAAUGGCAAAACAGGGAAGCCGUGGCUAUGUUUAACUCAGUCGCUGUGAGAACAGAUGUGUGUCCCUCUUUCUCUGUUGUAAAGUACCGUCUUGCACGAUAAAACACGUUGAAGAAUUU